AUGUCUUACCAAAAGCCUGAGAAGGAUCUUAUUGACCAGCCUAAGGUGCAUCGCAUCAGAAUUACCCUUACGAGCCGCAAUGUUUCCGCCCUCGAAAAGGUCUGUAGCGAGCUCUCUGGACGGGCUAAAUCCAAGAGCCUUCCAGUGAAGGGUCCCGUUCGUCUUCCGACUAAAACCCUCCAAAUUUCCACCCGGAAAACACCCAAUGGUGAGGGCAGCAAGACCUGGGAUAAAUAUGAGAUGCGUAUCCACAAGAGAUUGAUUGAGUACGAAAUAACCUAUCUCUGCUUCAAAUUCCAUGCUAAUACCACCCUUAGUCUUACCGCUCCAACAGAAGCCGUCAAGGCCAUUAUCAUCAAC
Messenger RNA from Talaromyces rugulosus, 360 nucleotides. RefSeq lists its product as uncharacterized. The annotation marks the transcript as partial. The record is from RefSeq and is a predicted model, not a curated record. The transcript is spliced from 3 exons. Gene Ontology annotation, molecular function: RNA binding; structural constituent of ribosome. Gene Ontology annotation, biological process: translation. Gene Ontology annotation, cellular component: cytosolic small ribosomal subunit; ribosome. NCBI's taxonomy places the organism in Eukaryota, Fungi, Ascomycota, Eurotiomycetes, Eurotiales, Trichocomaceae.